Molecule: messenger RNA, 2445 nt
Organism: Metarhizium album ARSEF 1941
Lineage: Eukaryota; Fungi; Ascomycota; Sordariomycetes; Hypocreales; Clavicipitaceae
Product: coatamer subunit protein
Exons: 1
Coding region: 1-2445 (814 amino acids)
Biological process (GO): RNA processing
Cellular component (GO): nucleus
Molecular function (GO): RNA binding
Source: RefSeq, a predicted model, not a curated record
AUGUCUUCCGGAAAGGGCCUCGCCAGCUUUCCGGACGUGGAGGCGAAACUUCAAAAACCCACCAAGCAGUCUGCCUUUGAACGACAAAAGGCCGAGGCAGAGGCCAAGCGCAAGCGCGAGGCCGCAGAAACUGCUGCCGUGUACGCCGAUUUUGUCAAGAGCUUCGAUCGUGACGAGGAAGACGACAGGAAUGGUGCGCCUGCGCCGAGCACCUUUGGGGGCGGACCUUCGCGAGGGAGACCCGGCUUUGGAGGACAGCCCCCGGGACACGGCGCCUCAAAGCGACACUUUGUGUCUUCCGGAUUGAAGAGUGGACCGGGGAGCUUGGGGCCGGCGCCGUCGUCGUUUGCGAAGAAGCGGACGUUCAAUGAUUUCAAAGGAGGUCCGAGGGAUCGGUCGGGGUUGUUAGGAUUCGAGGACCCCGAUUCCGGUUCGGCCGCGACCUCGAUGGCCAAGGCGUUUGAUGCGAGUGAGGACGAGGACGUGGGCGACACGAGGGAACGAGAUCGAGCGGAAGAAAAAGCCACGUCAAAGCCUACUCUCAGGCUGACAAACCUGCCGCCGGGGACGUCGCAGGCCGUCGUGAAGGCGCUCAUACCGGACAAUCUCAAUGUCGAGAAUGUCAAGAUCCAGCCCCCUGCGCCGGCUGGCCCCGGUGGCUCGGAGAGGAAGUGCAUGGUUGCUAUUGUCACCCUUUCUCAGGAAACACCCGCCAACGAGAUGGACGCGGCGGUGAGUGCGUUGCAGAAUCGGUAUCUCGGCUACGGACACUACUUGUCUUUGCACCGGCACUUGUCCUCGGCCGUGGCGGCGUCGGCAAAUCUUUCCAGCCUGGGAUCAUCCUCCUCGUCUGGCGCCCAUCCUUUCGGUGCCAAACCCGUCGAACAACCUGGGGGCCGGGACAAGCACGGCCAUCACCAACAAGGCUCUCACCGCGGGUACGCACCGCCCUCGUCGUACGGGCAGGUCGGUGCUGGCGUCAACAGGGCGCAGCUGUUGCAUGUGCCUGUACGGCCGCCGCAGGACGUUAGGACCAUACAACUGAUAAACAAGACGAUUGAGGGAGUUUUGGAACACGGACCAGGGUUCGAGGCGCUCCUAAUGUCACGGCCCGACGUUCAGCGGGAGGAAAGGUGGGCUUGGAUAUGGGACGCCAGAAGUGAAGGCGGUAUCUGGUAUCGCUGGAGGCUUUGGCAGGUCGUCACAGGCUCGGAGUUGAACCAGGCCAAGGGGAAGUACGUCCCGUUGUUUGACGGUGGCCACGCGUGGAAAGCGCCAGAAAAGAGAUUGGUUUUCGAGUACACAACCUCUCUGGACGAGUUUGUCUCGGAUUCGGAGUACAACUCAUCAGAUGACGAAGACAUGGGCCAGGGCAACGGCGACAACAACAAUAGCUUUGAAUCAGAAAAGACGUUUCUGAGCCCGUUGGACAAAGCCAAGCUCACUCAUCUCUUGGCCCGAUUACCGUCCACGCUCAGCAAGUUGCGCAAAGGGGACAUUGCCCGAGUUACAACGUUUGCCAUUACACACGCCAGUCGUGGUGCGGAUGAGGUGGUUGAUAUGAUUGUUGCCAACGUCGAGAGGCCGCUCUCGUUGACGGCCGCCAACCCCGAGAAGAGGCGGGACGCGAAGCCAAGCCAUCCUGGAAUGACUACAGAGGAGGGAUCUACAAAUGAAGGCUCAGACACAAGCGGCGCCAGUCUGGUGGCCUUGUACGUGGUCAGCGAUGUUCUCUCUUCGUCCUCCACGAGCGGUGUCCGCCACGCCUGGCGUUUCCGGCAACUCUUCGAGACGGCGCUGCGUGAGCGCAAACUUUUCGAAGGCCUAGGAAUGCUGGCGGAGAAGCUCGGCUGGGGCCGCCUACGUGCAGAAAAGUGGAAGAGGAGCAUCAAUCUCGUCCUCAACUUAUGGGAGGGAUGGUGCGUGUUCCCAGCGGAGUCGCAGGAACUGUUUGUCCGGACAUUUGAGUCUCCGCCGUCCCUCAAGUCCGAGGACACAACCGACGAGUCAGCGGCUCCUAACAAGUGGAAGACGGUCGACGCACUGCCGGUCGCAAAGGGCGAGAGAAGCGCAGCAAGCGCACCGGACAUGGUGCCUGAUGUCACGGCGCAGGAUGACAUUGACGGAGAGCCUCUGGAUGAGGACGAGGUGAUGGGCGAGGCUGUCGACGACGAGGACGUUGAAGGGGAACCCAUUGACGAAGAUGACGUGGCCGGGGACUCGAUUGAGGACGACGAUCUGGAAGCCCGAACCAUCACGGACCAGAUGGACCAAGAGGGAGAUGAUGGGCAAACCGCGCGCGGACCAUGGCAAACAAAGGGCCAGGCCGACAAGAGGGAAGCCAUGAGUGGUGACGAGGAGUCGGCGGGCCGAACGCAGCAUCGGAAGCGAUUGCGCGCCGUGGACAUGUUUGCCGACUCGGACGGGUCGGACGAGGGAAAAUAG